AUGGCGCAGAUGGCAGACCAUGCUCGUCCGCCAUAUCCUCCACCUCCUCAGGAUUACCAUCAUCCAGCUUACGCGCAGCAACACUCCCCUCCUGCUCCUCGCCAAGAUGGUUCGAGGGACGACAAUCGAAGUGCCUACCCACCACCACCAGAUCAUAGGCAAGGACAAUACCCUCCUGCACCAUAUCCACCUCCGCAGCAGUGGGCAGGACAUCCUCAGGGACACCCUUACCCACCCCCACCGCAUCAUUAUGACCCCAACCAGCCGCCUCCUCAAUACCACUAUCCACCACCUCCUGCUCAGCCGAACCAUGGUCCCGCACCACAUGAUCCUUACAGACUUCCCCCUCCUCCUCAUGUACCAUAUCCAUAUUAUGCGCAGCAUUAUCCCCAACAGCCUCCUCAUGCUCCUAGACAACGCACCGCGAUAGCUUGCAAGUACUGCAGAAAGAGAAAGGUCUGCCUCUUCCAUCCCGUCUCCUCGCAAGCCGCCUUCGUCCCAGCUGCGGCGCUUUAUGCUGCCAACGGCCAACGACCUCCCGCGCAAGAUGGUCCAGCACCACAAGGCAAUCAGCCACCAAUGCUGUAUGGAGCGCACGGUCAGCCUCUUGGUCCUGCUGGGCCUAAUGGACAACCUCAGUACAGUCAUCCUCCUUCAAAUAACCAAGCGCCUCCACCUCAAGGUUACGUAGCAGUUCAAUAUCCAGGUUAUGGACCUUCAGCGCCUGGCUAUGGCCACAGUGCUCCUCCGGUCAUGCAAACAUCCCACUACGAUCAGAGCUCUCAGCACCCACCACCCCCACAGACAGCUUCGAGUGAUCGUUCAGAUCGUGGCAGUUUGAAACGUGGACCUCCCGACGAUGAGAGUCGAGAGAAUGGCUCAACUUCACCUCGACCAAGCACAAAGCCUCGUCAUUCAGGAUAUGACAUGCGACCCUAUGACCAUCAAGGUCCCACAUCCCCUGCAGGCUCGACGAUGAGUUAUCAGUCUUACCCACCAAGCUAUGGCAACGGACCCCAACCUGUCAAGGGCAACAAUUCACCUCCUGCCGGACUGACACCAAACUCUGCUCAUAGUUUGAACUCGCCUCAUGCCGCUUCACUGGAGGGCAAAACCCCUCCCCCAAUGCCUGGUUCUGCCGGCUCUUCCCAGAACGGCCGAAGCAACAUGAAAGUUCAUGAAAUGCUCAGCAAUCCAAGUCAUAGCUAUCAAGGUCACGACCAACGCGGCAAGGGAUUUGACAACGAUAUGCUCAACAAGCUCGAUGGCAAGAAAUAG
Messenger RNA from Lithohypha guttulata, 1278 nucleotides. RefSeq lists its product as uncharacterized. The record is from RefSeq and is a predicted model, not a curated record. The coding region runs from base 1 to 1278 and encodes 425 amino acids. Lineage: Eukaryota; Fungi; Ascomycota; Eurotiomycetes; Chaetothyriales; Trichomeriaceae. The transcript has 3 exons.